AUGCGUGCCCAUCGCGAACGCGAAGCCCACCACAAUAAACGCCAGUCCGAUCCUCCGGAAAAAGACGUCGGCCCCGCUCACAAAGCGGGGUGGCCUGGCCAUGAACGUCGCAGCAAUGCAAAACGCCAGCGAGACGAGCAAGAAAGAGAUGAUGAAGAAGGCGAUACAGGCAAAGGCGCGGAAUGCGAUGCAGAUCUCGUCACGGCCGGCCAUACUGCCGCAGAUGUGAGAUGUGCCGAUGCGCGCCGAUGUGAACAGCGACUUGGCCACGUCCGACCCCGCCGACUAGAGGAGAUCUCCCAAGCCUCGUCUAGUGUCGUGCGAUGCCCGUGCCGUCCAGUGGACGAAGCCUUCCUUGGCAGCUGCUUCGCGAACGCCGCGUGCGGUGAUCGGGCUAUAAAUAAUACUCGCGCCGAGCCGUUUAUCGCUAACCGACCGCUCGUCGCGAGCGAGCCCCUGCUUCAAGAAGUAUACUGCACAUAUAGGCUGCUGGUAUGUGCCGAGGAUGGUGCAAGUGCGUCUGCCGUUGCUGAUACUGCGCAAACCCGGCGCUGUCUGCCGGCGAACCGGGACGUCCCCGACGGCGAGACGGACGAAGAGCUUGGCGAUGCUGCGCGCGAUGAAACGCGCGUGUGCCUCGUCUGCGCCUUGGCGGGCGAGGCCGACGACAUCGACUGCGCGGACAUCCAGAAUUUCCUGGACAGACCGAACACGUUUGCGAAGCAGUAUGACUGGCAACACUGCCCUGUGUGCGACGAUUCGGACAAUCUUCUGUAUACGCCAUAUAGCCACGUCGUUUGCAGCGUUUGCUGGGGCAGGUGGAAAGCAGAAAAGCACAGGUGCCCAACGUGUCGAUGCCCUAUCACCAUGGCGUUGGUCACGGCGCAGUCGACAUUUCUCGUGCGGGAGUAUGUGGAGGUCGGCUCUAGGAGGGGCCGUGGAUAG
Akanthomyces muscarius is the source of this 945-nucleotide messenger RNA. RefSeq lists its product as uncharacterized. Lineage: Eukaryota; Fungi; Ascomycota; Sordariomycetes; Hypocreales; Cordycipitaceae. The record is from RefSeq and is a predicted model, not a curated record. The coding region runs from base 1 to 945 and encodes 314 amino acids. The transcript has 6 exons.